Poecilia latipinna (sailfin molly) is the source of this 884-nucleotide messenger RNA. Its product is annotated as MAP/microtubule affinity-regulating kinase 3-like. The record is from RefSeq and is a predicted model, not a curated record. The annotation marks the transcript as partial. Lineage: Eukaryota; Metazoa; Chordata; Actinopteri; Cyprinodontiformes; Poeciliidae. The transcript has 3 exons.
UCGCACGACGCCACGCCGCUGGCCCAGGCCCGCAGCCGCGCAUCGUCCAACCUGUUCUCCAAACUCACCUCCAAGCUCACCAGGAGAGCGCCGUCGGAGGCGGAGAGGAACGGCAGACUGGAGGGGUCCAGCCGCGCCGUCACGUCCGACCAGAGGGAGGAGCCGCCGUCCCCCGCCGCGCCGCACUCCAAGGACGCCAAGCCGCGCUCACUGAGGUUCACCUGGAGCAUGAAGACCACGUCGUCCAUGGAGCCGGCGGACAUGAUGCGCGAGAUCAGGAAGGUCCUGGACGCCAACAACUGCGACUAUGAGCAGCGCGAGGCCUUCCUGCUGCUCUGCGUCCACGGCGACGGGCACGCCGACAGCCUCGUCCAAUGGGAGAUGGAGGUCUGCAAGCUGCCCCGCCUCUCACUCAACGGCGUCCGCUUCAAACGCAUUUCAGGAACGUCCAUCGCUUUCAAGAACAUCGCCUCCAAAAUCGCCAACGAGCUCAAACUAUAGAGGGGCUGAGAGGACUGGGAGGAACAGGGCCACGUAGGGACAGGAGGAAACAGGAAGUGGUUCAUGUGGACAGACGGGGAGAGGAAGCGAUGAACAGAAGGAAGUGACCCGACUGCCAUCUUCCUGUUUCUCCCAGCAGGAUGACUCUGAGCUGUCUGCUGAUUGGUUCCGGCUCGACGCUGUAGGCGGGGACGAGCGGACUUUGCUGCACAGCAUUCUGGGACUCUGAGUCCGGCUGUUAGCGUUUCCUCUUCAGAGAGUCUCUCUGUGUUUUUGUGAAUGUAAAUAGUUUCUCACCUUGUUGAUUUUGUACAUGUGAGCAGUCAGCUGAUCCGACUGCAGCUCAGGCUCACCUGUGUCUCAUUAAACACGUUGAACGCAUC